This is a messenger RNA of Arabidopsis lyrata subsp. lyrata, 1064 nucleotides long. Its product is annotated as alcohol dehydrogenase-like 4. The transcript has 5 exons. The record is from RefSeq and is a predicted model, not a curated record. Bases 13 to 942 code for a protein of 309 amino acids. Gene Ontology annotation, cellular component: cytosol. Gene Ontology annotation, molecular function: zinc ion binding; S-(hydroxymethyl)glutathione dehydrogenase [NAD(P)+] activity. Gene Ontology annotation, biological process: formaldehyde catabolic process. NCBI's taxonomy places the organism in Eukaryota, Viridiplantae, Streptophyta, Magnoliopsida, Brassicales, Brassicaceae.
GAAUCCUUGGCCAUGAGGCGGCAGGUGGAGAGCGUAGGGGAAGGAGUGGAAGAGAUGAAGGCAGGAGAUCAUGUGCUCCCUAUUUUCACAGGAGAGUGUGGAGAUUGCAGAGUCUGCAAGCAAGACGAAGCCAAUCUGUGCGAGAGAUUCCGAGUAGAUCCGAUGAAGAAGGUGAUGGUAAUUGAUGGAAAGACCAAAUUCUUCACAAGCAAAGACAACAAACCCAUCUACCAUUUUCUCAACACAUCCACCUUCUCCGAGUACACGGUCAUAGACUCGGCUUGCGUGCUCAAGGUGAACCCUCUGUUUCCUCUGGAGAAGAUAAGCCUCCUCAGCUGCGGUGUCUCCACUGGAGUCGGUGCGGCAUGGAAUGUGGCUGAUAUUCAACCUGGCUCCACCGUCGCUAUAUUUGGACUUGGCGCUGUUGGACUUGCCGUGGCUGAAGGUGCAAGAGUCAGGGGAGCCUCUAAAAUCAUUGGGAUCGACGUCAACCCUGACAAGUUCCCAUUAGGCAGAGAAGCAGGGAUCAGUGAAUUCAUAAAUCCAAAGGAGAGUGACAAGGCAGUUCAUGAGAGAGUAAGGGAGAUAACAGAGGGAGGAGUGGAGUGCAGCUUUGAGUGUGCGGGAAGCAUAGAAGCACUUAGAGAAGCCUUUCUGUCUACUAACUCAGGAGUGGGAGUGACAGUGUUGCUGGGCGUUCACGCAAGCCCACAACUUCUUCCUAUCCAUCCCAUGGAGCUCUUCCAAGGCAGAUCCAUCACCGCCUCUGUUUUCGGAGGCUUCAAACCCAAAACCCAAUUACCCUUUCUCAUCACCCAAUGCCUCCAAGGUCUUCUCAAUCUCGAUCUCUUCAUCUCUCACCAGCUUCCAUUCCACGAUAUCAACAAAGCCAUGCAGCUGCUUCACCAAGGCAAAGCUAUUCGUUGCCUUCUCCGCCUCUGAAUAGAAACAUCCUUUUCAUUUUCCAAGUCUGUGUGAUUAUUGUACUGCUUUCAGAGUUUCCUUAUUGGGUCUGGUCCACCCCCCAUACUAAAAUAAAAGUUGGAAAUGUUUUCAAGGCCUCA